This is a messenger RNA of Schistocerca serialis cubense, 327 nucleotides long. RefSeq names its product craniofacial development protein 2-like. The transcript has a single exon. Bases 1 to 327 code for a protein of 108 amino acids. Lineage: Eukaryota; Metazoa; Arthropoda; Insecta; Orthoptera; Acrididae. Gene Ontology annotation, cellular component: nucleus. Gene Ontology annotation, biological process: chromatin remodeling. The record is from RefSeq and is a predicted model, not a curated record.
AUGGUCGGAGUACCAGAGAAUGAAAGAGUGAUAGUCGGAGGGGAUCUAAAUGGUCAUGUUGGCGGAAGGAAAGGUGGGGAAGAGAGGUGGCAUGGAGGAGGGGGGUAUGGCAAGAGAAAUGAGGAAGGAAAAAAGAUAGUGGAGUUUGCAGUGGCUUUUGAUCUAGUGAUUAUGAAUACCUACUUCCAAAGAAAAAGAGAAAAACUAAUAACAUACAGGAGUGGCGAAAAUAUAAGCCAAAUUGAUUACAUAUUAUGUAGAAGGAAAUAUGGUGGGGAGGUGCGAAAUACUAACAUCAUAUACGGUGAAGGAAUAAACACAACGUAA